Messenger RNA from Fusarium proliferatum ET1, 495 nucleotides. RefSeq lists its product as uncharacterized. The record is from RefSeq and is a predicted model, not a curated record. NCBI's taxonomy places the organism in Eukaryota, Fungi, Ascomycota, Sordariomycetes, Hypocreales, Nectriaceae. The coding region runs from base 1 to 495 and encodes 164 amino acids. The transcript has a single exon.
AUGUGUCCCAUUACCUUCUGGAAGCACGAGUGUUUCUUUUGCGGAGCCGUCAAGGACAACGCUUCUCUCUACGACCCCGAGAUCACCAGUGUUUGUCCAGGUUGUGCUUCUCCAGUCGAGGUGGAGCUGGAGUGGCGCCUCUGGAUCUGCCCUCCUUGUGAGGAAGAGCGAGCUACUGCCCAGCCCAAAUAUCCCCCUACAGGCCAGCGCCCACAGGGGGGUGUCCGUACGUAUAUGUUCCCGAAUGAAACCCAGCGCCAGAACGGACUUCAGCGUCAGAAUGAACCUCGUUUCCAGGAUGCUCCGCGGUUCCAGCCGUUUCAGAACAAUCCACGUGGCCAUCGCGUUGCUCAGCAGUAUCCUGCUCAGCAAGGUGAGCAACGUCCCCAGUACUUCCAGAUGGGCCAUCCUCCCCGUGUUCAAUACGAACCCGCCGACAGGGUCGUCGUGAGAGCCGUGACCACCAUGACCACCACCACCACCACUACUAGGUGA